CAUCGGCAACGUCGCAAUUCGGUUGUCGUCACGAACACAGAAAGAAACAGCUGUGUCGUUGAGCUGAGCGCAAUGCCAGUGUAUGGUGUAUGUAAACUUGCCCCGGUCACCCAGCUAUUAGGUCGCCAUAGUUUUUCGCCCGUCUUCUUGUUACUAUCUGACGGCUUGUGUGACGUGUCAAACGAUCGGAAAGGGCGCUCGUGAAUCGGACUUUCGUUGGAGAGCAAGGGUUUUUGUGUUGUCUUGUGUUAUGCUGAGUGACAAGUAAUUCAGUGCAUGUGGGAUGGACGGGACAAAUACAAUUUGGCUUUAAAGGCUGGAAGUGCUGCCUGCUUUGUGUUUUAUUUAAACAAUUAAUGAAUCUCAAGGUACAGUGUCGUGAAGAUAUGACAUAACUGGUGGUUCCAAGAUGUACAUCCGUUAGCAUCCCACCUUCCCAUCCAUCAGAGUUUUCCUUCAAUCUAUCGUACUGUUACCAUGUUUACCCGGCACCAUGGUAACCGUAGCAGUACCAGCGUCGAAGUACACUCGCCACUGUCACAUAGGUAGUAACACCUGUCACGAUCCACAGAAGUAUAACUUGCCACGUCCACCGUCUAAUGCUGGUGAAACCUUAAAUUUACAAUGGUUCUCUGAAAGAAGUUGCCCCUUUUACCAAUUCAAGCAAUCAAUUCCUAGCGAGGCUCCACGAUAUUCGAAGUUGCUGACAUCUGCCAGCACGCCUUUGUUGGAAAGUGACUGCAUCUCCUCGAACACCAUAAAUUACUGUCACCAAAGUUUGCUACGCUUUUAUGCCAAAAAUGCACCUAUUGCAGAGGAUGACAUCUUAAACCAUGAAUUGCCUUCCUUCCGUUUCCAAGAUUUAGAAAGUGAUAUUACAAUUCUAGAUCUGUCUCUCCAAUCAUGCACGUCAUUUCUAAGUAGUAAAAACCUUGAAAUACAAUGUCAAAAUUGUUUAGAUGAUCACAUACUAUAUCUGCACGCGCCAAACGGGCAUCACACACGGUCUUCCGGUAAUUUGCAAAAACUAAACGCUUCUCUAUCUAACGAUCUGUCAAACUGUAGUCAAUUGAUCUCCAUAGCAUAUCCAGAAACCACAUUAGCCAAACAUAGGUUUGAUAGAAAUAUAUGUACUCGCCACUUCCAAGAAGAUGAUAAGGACUUCCAUUUUUCAGAAGGCCUGGACAAAUGUUAUAUAACCUUGCGCAGUAUUAGAGCUUGGUACAAAUUAAAUGAAUACAAAGUUUCUCAAAUCCAACGAAAGCCUAUGAAUUCUGAUUAUUGCUACUUCAAACAUCAAAAUAAGGAUGGCUUCCAUACUAAAACCCUUCAAUCCCCAAAUAGUAUAGACAAACAACUGGUAUUGGUAAAUAUUUAUAAUAAAGAUAUAUCCUAUUCUUGGAGAAGUUCGAUUAGAUUUAUAUUAUCUUUGAUCUUCUAUUUCACAAAUAUAUUCAAUCAAUUCAAAACUGCAUCCUGCUCUCACAAAUCAUCAUAUCAAAAUAUCUAUUUAAAUUUGUCACAAACUUAUACAAGCAAGUCCGUUUCACGUGUCCAAAUCUUGUUAAUGCUCCUAUUGGUCCUCUUGAUUCCUACAUCCGCCCACAUAAGACACGAGCUGGGAGGGGCCGCUCCCAGAGGGUGUUGGUUUGUCAACAAGACUGCAAGUCAUCUAGCGUGUCAGAACCGAACUACUGCGAGACUGGUGUUACCGCCGAGUGUCAGUAGGAUAGAAUUAAUCAGAGUGACGGCAGACACUACUGCACCUUUGGACGCCCUAUCUGUCAACCGUCUACGAUGGAUCUACAGUAAUAUCAGUAACCUUUCUGGAUCCUUGACCAGUCCCAUCAACCUUCUUGACCUUGACAUCUCGUUCAACAACCUGACCAAACUUAAGGACUACCAGUUCGAAAAUUAUACGCAACUGCUCCGACUGAAUAUAUCCAACAAUCAAAUCAACGAUAUCCCUAGGGACGCAUUCAAGAACAUGCACGAAUACCUUGAAGUCCUAUGUCUAGCUCAUAAUCAUAUGAAAGCUAUACCUUUUCAGGUAUUUUCCCACGUAUCAAGCAUUCGGCACUUGGAUCUAUCCCACAACCUGCUAGUAACGUUCUUGGAUCACUUUUUCAAAUUCAACAGAUACAUCGAAGUUCUUCAACUAAAUAACAACAAUAUCACCAAGAUCACUUCAAAUGCAUUGGUCGAUCUUGUAGAACUCAAGGGAUUAGACUUAUCCCAGAACUCUUUGCAAAGUAUCGCUAAGGGACUUUUCGAUUCGUUACUAAAUCUUCAGUACUUAAAUCUAGCCAAUAACCCUCUUACAAAUAUGGCCAGUGGCACAUUCAGAGGGCUUCUGAAUCUCAGAGAAUUGGAUCUGAGCGGGAAUAAAUUGACGCAGCUUUCCUUUGGGUUAAUGCAUUUCAGUCCACUGCUAAAAUCACUUACUUUGGACAAUACUCAGAUAGAAACUAUCCAUAAUAGUGAGCUCCUGGGUGUUCCAAGGUUAGAAAUAUUGAAUAUCAGGAAGAACAAGAAACUGAAAGAGAUAGAAAACUAUGUACUAUCAGACACUCCAAUACUUAAAACACUAGACAUCAGCGGGAAUGAGUUGAUGUUUCUACCACGAUCCAUCGAGAAUCUGACGAUGCUUAGAGAGCUAGAUAUCAGUAGCAAUCCUUGGGCAUGCGACUGCAGAAUGUACUGGUUCGCCAGUUGGGCACGUAGUAAAAAUGCGACUUUGAAACUGUCAGAUCUCACGUGUGGUCCAUACGCUUAUCCCGACGACAUGUUACCUACAUUACAACAUCUGAGUUGCACAAGUCCUAGAAUCAUAUACAAAACACCAACAAAACUCUAUAGACUCAAAACAGACGCUCUUCUAGAGUGCAGAUAUUCAGCUAAUCCACAUCCUUCAAUAACGUGGAUCACCCCAAGAAGGGAAAUCUAUCAUUGGAACCCAGAUCCGAGCAUUCCUGACGUGUUCAAUAAGCACCCUCACGCUCAUGACCAAAAUAUGACACCUUUAAGAGUCAUCCCUCCAAGAAUUCAAGUGUUGGACAACGGAACACUAUGGGUGAAGAACGUGACACGUGCAGACUGCGGCAGAUACACGUGCUACGCCAGCAAUCCCAUUGCAAACACCACGGAAGAUGUAUUUUUACACAUUGAUCCAGUCGACUGGAACAACAUUCGAAUCAUCAGCUUGAUAGUGGGAACUCAGAGUGCGGCAGGGUUCCUUGGGCUGACCCUGUUGGUGCAACUUUUUAGGUACCUUCUCGAUAAAUUUGGCAUUCUGAACAACUUCUGCAGUUUCUGUAAACGAGACAAAGUAUCACCAAGGGCCAGACAGAUAUUUCAAAUGUUGGACAACAUCGAACAAUACAAGAGCCAACAGUUGGAGAAAUUACGUGAAAACUAUACGCAACAGGUCCACAGGAUACGUGAUAAUUGCACCCAACAGAUGGAGUGGAUUCAAAGCAGCUACCAAUCUCAGGCUAAACAUUUGAAGGAAUUUCGGGACAUCGGACAAGCUCAUUUGUCUACCCUUCGAGGUCAAUACUGUGAUCAGGUGAAGAAGGUCCGAGACUACUCCACCGGUCAGAUGAACUGGGUACGUGAAAACUACGUGUUCCAGCGCAAUAAGAUCCGAAAAUUCAGUGCUCAUAAGGUACUGCAACUGCGCGAAACCUACAAGUACCAACAGCAGACUUUGAAUAAGGUUCUCGAGAACUUGCCUAGCCUGUAUUUCGAAAACUGUCGCACGGGAACAUGUGGCAAAGCUGAAUCUCUCGUUUUUGAACAAGACUUCGAAGAUGUCGACUGUUACAUCAAAGCCAAGAUGGAAAAAUGAUAGAACUCAAUGCUAGUGCAACUGACGUAACCCAGAGCAGGCUUUCUCUCUACUACACCCCAUCAGAAAGGUCCGAAGGGAUGGGAGAUAGGGAGCCUCUAGGAGGGAUUCAUGUCAACUACAUCGAAGCUACUAGACCACCUCUUAGGAUGCUUGCCGAUAUCCCUUCAACAUCAAAGCAGAUCUUUGGUUUGAGCUUUGCAGAGAGUGUCAUAUCCUCGGUGCACAGUAAUGAUGAUCUUUUAGAAGUUAUUUCUGAGGAAUCUAAAAAAAUGGAGGGACCGGCUAGCAGUAGAAGUAUGCAGAAACUUCCUUCGAUGUCAUCUUCUGACGACGAUCAUCUACAGACUCCUACGGAUUUGGUGAAUCAUGAAACAUCCCUGUAAUAGUAUACGUAUCUUUUAGGAGUUUUUAGAAUUGUGUAACUGAUGGUGAUACCAAAGGUGAACCUGCAACUCAUCUCGAUUUUUCUGUAGUAAUAAAUACCUUCCUAAAUGUUCAUAAGCACUUGCUAUAUCCCGAAUAUUUUCCCUAUAAUACCUUGCAAAGCUUAUUUUAGUAUUCUAGUAAAUACGGCUUUCAUCUGAAGUCAUAUUCAAAAUAAGUUACUUGACACUGAUCAGUCAGUAUUGUGGAUGAGAGUUUUAAAAAACAGGACUCUACCACAUGAACGAUGUGAUAGUGAAUAUACUAUAAUCAAUGCAAGAUUUAAAUUUUUCAGGUAUUCCGCAGCGAUCAUCGUUAAGACCACUUCUUUUCAUUAUACUUAUCAACGACAUUUCUGACGUGAUUGAUUGCAACUUUCUGUUGUUAUAUGCCGAUAAUCUGAAAAUGUAUAGUCCAGUUAACAAGAGCACCGAUUGCGAACGUCUCCAAAAUAAUCUCAACCGGAUAAUAAUUUGGUGGGAAAAUAAUACCCAUCAAUGCAUCCAAGUGUACCAGCAUGACGUUUUCUAGACGAUAACGCCCAAUAGAAUAUCAUUAUAAGGUUAAUCAAACAACUCUACCGAAUGUAGGAGAAUUCAAGGAUCUUCGAGUCAUCUUUGACAGAAGCUUCAGUUUCAAUCCGCGUAUAAAUAAUCUUCUAAAUUCUGUAAGUCUGGGUUUAUUGCGCACCUAUCGUGAUUUUGAUAGCAUAAAAUAUCUGUCCUAUGGGCUAAUGGUAUUUAUCCGGAAAUAGGUGUUCCUCGAAAUGUGCUGUUAAAGAGGCACGAUAUGCUAAGUUUAGACCACAUAAGAAAAAUGCGCUCGUUAAUAUUCUUAUUCAAGGUUAUUCACAACCAAUACAAUUGCCGAAUAUUCCAAGUCGUCUCGUUUAUUAUACCAAGGUGUCUCACCAGAAACACCCAAACGUUUUAUUUACCAACCCCCAGGGCCAAUGUACUGCUGCAUUAUCCUUUAUAUUGUAACAAUGUACAAAACAGAAUUUAUAUAUUUCAUACGAAUGUGACCUCUAUUAAGAUCCUCUGCAAAUCUGUUAUAUAAUUGUGUAGUUUCUUGAAUGUUAUAUUUCUUAAAUAUAUUACUGCAUGUUUGUACAAAUACUAUGUAAACUUCGGUUCUACCACCAAUAAUUGGUUGAUCUGUUGGUGGUGUAAAUAAAUAAAUUAAUCUUCUAAAUACACUCACGAAAAACAUCAAUAACGUGUGAACAUUGGACAUCUUUGUAAAUUAACUAACUUACUGUUGAAAAAGUAGGAUUCUAAUUUCUUAACAGCUUAAAAGAUUUUAGAAUUGGAAAACGAAAUUAAACAAUUUUCAAAAAAUGUAUAUACAGGGUGUCCACAAAGUUGGGGUUUUCCUUUACAGGACGUUUAGAUUUUGAGAAAAUAAGUGGAUUUUCUUAGUAGCAUAUACACCAGUGUCUUAAGAGAACCGAGAUAUUAGGCUCCGCAAACUCAAUCAAACCUGAACCAAACCAAAGCCGGUUGUGACCUAUCCGUCGAUCACGUCCACAGCGCCAGCGUACAGUUCUACGACGUACGACUACGAUGUAAAUACGGAUUUUACGACAGAGCCGUACUUGGAAUUUCAAUUCAACUGAACAGUGAGUAUUUUUCAUUUAUUUUGUUUUACUUGUUCGCUCACGUUUCACCACACAUUAGCUUUGUUAUAUCCAGCGUAGUUGUGCCUGAAAAGGAAAACCCCAACUUUGCGGACACCCUGUAUAUACAAACCAGGAUGUCGCAAAAAACCAUGUGUGAAAGGGACGGAGUCAUCAAAUAUUUAUAUUAAAAUGCCCGAAACAUUUUGUUAUUGAUUAAACAAGUAUGAAAAUGAAGAUGAAAGUAUGUUUUAAAAGAUUGCAAUAUUUACGUAAUUUUAAACAUCAUUUACUUUACCCGUUCAUAAAUUAUUAUUACGGAAUAAUUAUUUACAAAAACCUUACAUAUCAACACUACGUAAUAACUUUUCCGCUGGCAAACUAUUUAAUGGUGCGCUCGAAAACGGCGUGGUAUAUACGCAAGCUAAUAUUUACACUUGGCAAUAAUGGAAUAUCAGAGAAUGUAGAGCCAAUGAGACCGGCACGUAUCUUCCAUUGCGUAGGUUUUUUUUGUGACAUAAAGUAGGUUUUUCAACAAAAUGUUAACUUAGCACAAGCUGUUGUACACUUGUUGUGAACUCGUUCUGCAGCUGUACGUGUUGCUUAAACGUCAGCGAACACCGAUCAUAGCGAGCAAACAGGGAAUGAACUAUUUGCACACUAAAAACUACCUAGUCUGCAAGAGACAUGACAUUUCGUCGGUUUUCGGUUUUUUGACGUUUUUUAAGAUUUUUACAUAAUCGUAUAGCCUACAUCGUUACUCGUAUACUCUAUACAUUAUAUAGAAUAAUAAUAUGUAGUUAUUCUAUAUAAUGUAUUGGUGUGAAUCGAAUUAAGAAGGACGUUGCAUCAAUUUUUCUUUUACUUUACAAAAAAGUAUUCGAUUCAUUGAAUUAAUGAAUUAUUACUUAGUAGAUAUUGAACGGAUAGGUUUUUUAGAUACAUAAAAAUGCGAUUUUUCAAAAGAAGACGAAAGAAAGGCAAACACUGUGGCCCACUCAUAAAUAGUCUAUUAUCUACGUUAAGUGGCUGUACUGUUCAGAGAUGAGUGAAACCUCAACCAGCUUACAACGUAAAAAUGACCUGCGAAUGAAACAUUGAUGAGUUUGUAAUGUUCCUUCAUAAGCAGAGUUCCCGGUGCUUUUAAACGUCAGCUAUUUAUCGUAACUUUUGUUACUAGUUUUGGCUAACUAUGGAAAAAUAGCUAACAUACUGAUUUGCAUAACUGUUACUUAUGUAAGUGCCUCGGUGUCUUAGUGAUUAGUCUGAUUUUCAAGCCUACGCUACGGACGCCAAUUCAAUUCGGUGUUCCAUUUUUAUUUUGUUGACAGUCUGUCAGUAUCACGUCUGAACACUGACGAAACCCGAUGGAAUCUUAUGGUUUUUAAGUUUUCAUCCACAGAAUUAGGGUGUUCAAAAAGUAUGGACAGGUCAAAAUGGUGACCUUGACUAUGACCUUCAAGAUAAUUUGAUGGUAAAUACUGUUUUCUUAAAUGAAACUCCAUUUUUGACACCGGGACACAUGACCUUGACCAUGAUCUUCAUGGGUAUUUGAGGAUGUCUAGAAAGUAGGAAAAGGACAAAAUAUCAUCAAAAAACGUUUCAUAAAGGAAAAUGUAUAACAAAGUUGUGAGGUGCGGAUAUGGGUCCCUAUAGUCAAAUGUUUUCUACUGUUACACUGAAUAACCCCUACAAGUUUGAUCCCAUAGUUCUGAAACACCCUGUAUACUGGAUAUAAAAUGUUCAACAUAACAUUUUUGAAAUACCAUAAAGGACCUUCAAACACAACAUGUUGUUUUAGAUAUAUUAAAAAAAUGUUGGAAUAUAAUGCUAAAUACUUGAAUUAUUCCCCAGUAACCAAAAUGGCAUGAUUUGCGUCAAAAAUGGCCAUAUCUGAUCUAUGCAACUUUAAUAUACUCCAAUAAAAAGAAACCUAAGGAUACCUAGGAACUGGCAGUGAUAAUCUGUACAUAUUGAACAUAUGUUUCAGAAACGUUGAAAGACUUGUCUUCAAUGUAAUGUACUACUACCUUUAAUAUUUUAGAUAGGACUAAACUGAGAAAACAUAUUCUUCUUUCACUCAAGGUUACUCGUAUUUAAUAUGAUAUGAAAACAAAAAUUACUAAUUUUUUAUAUUUAUCAUUCGCCACUUCUUAAAACCUUGUUAGUUCAAUUACUAUAGACCUGAGAAUAUGCAAAGCGUACAUUGAGCACCCAAUUCUUCGAAAAUACCAAGGUCAAAUCCAUCUAUCAGCCGUCAAUACGAUAGAUCACUAUUAAGACUCGAACACAUGUCCUUUCACAUUUCCGCCUGUACGAUAACUGCGAUUGCACUUACCUUUUUAGGCGUUCUGUUGAACAAGUUAACCUUAUGGCCGGAGUUGAUAAGGUUCUUCACCACCCCGGCACCGAUGUUCCCCAGCCCGAUGAAAC
Molecule: messenger RNA, 8327 nt
Organism: Acanthoscelides obtectus
Lineage: Eukaryota; Metazoa; Arthropoda; Insecta; Coleoptera; Chrysomelidae
Source: the annotation of a GenBank genome assembly